Messenger RNA from Porites evermanni, 3786 nucleotides. NCBI's taxonomy places the organism in Eukaryota, Metazoa, Cnidaria, Anthozoa, Scleractinia, Poritidae. The record is from the annotation of a GenBank genome assembly.
AUGGCUUCACGUCCCGUUGUGUUAUGCUACUCUUCCUUUACCUCUCCAGUACCGGCCUUUGACUUGCUCUUCGAACUCACACCAGCCUACGAAGGCGAUUUUACACUACUGGAUGAAGUAGCCGUGACCGAUCUCAGUGAAGAUGAACGAGCAAAGAUAGAAGGGAUAUUAGUCUCUACCGGGGCAAUUAACCGUACUCACCGCAAGGUGGGAAAAGAGAUCAUAAACUUGCUACCAAAUUUAAAGGUCAUUAGCACUCCAAGCGCGGGUAUAAAUCACAUUGACGUACAAGCAGCCACAGAUCGUGGUAUUCGUGUAGGGCGAAGUCCUGGGCAUUUUACAAGUGACUCUGUCGCCGAAUUUGCUUUCGGAUUGCUAUUGGCGUCUGCGAGGUCGAUUGUGCUGGCUAAUGAGAUCGCUAGAACGACUGUUUUCUCAUCAGGCCAAGUAAGUAAGCAAUAACUUUAACUGAAACCGGUAUAUGUUAUGGGGCGCCCAAUGUAAAAAUAUUAUUUAGGCAACAUUUUUCUAAUUUUUUGUGCCCUGGGUAAAAUAUUAAAGCUACAAGCGCUAGCGCGAUCUGCGCGAAGACGGUCCUGAAAAGUGGACGAAUGGUGGAUGAUACCUCAAGGGGGAGUAUUUUAGUGGGCAAAUAAAAGCAUAAUGUUCAAAAAGGGGGUUGCAAAGUUAUCUUCCUAUGUCUUUUAGAAGUUAGACUUUCAGUUAUAUUGAUUAACUGACAGGGGUGCAUGUAGGAAUUGAUUUGGGAGUCUCCAGGGUUAAAAAAGAGAUCUGGAGUUACUAAAGGGUAGGGGCUCCACAUGGGGGUGUAUUAAAUACUGACGGACCCCACUCCAAGAUCUGAAAAUGAAAAGAUAUUCUGCUACUGCUAGCUCUCUCCCUUGACCUGCUUCUAAUUGCCUUCUUUUCUCCACCACAGUGUGUAUGCAGUGUAUGCUCUGCACGAAUGCCUGCCCUGAGAGCUUGUUUCCCAUGGGAGGGGAGCUACUUAACAAAGUUUUAUACGGGGGUGGUCCAAAUCUGUACCCUUUCAUAUACAAUUUUUGACAUAAAAGGUACCCCUUUUCAUUUAACUUCCAUUUAAAAAUGGUACCCUUUUAACAUACCUUCUUAAUUGGAAUAGAUAUAAGGCUAAGCUAACAAUAAUUAUUGCUAGAGCACAGUUCUUUUGUGAACGAAGCAGUCCUUCACUGCACUGCAAAGAAACUGACAGGCUGAGCAAGAUGUUCAUACUAUUGUGAGAAAAAAAAAGGCAAACCUUAUACUAGUGCCAAGUAACUAUUCUCCCAUAAUGGUGGGCUUACUUUUGGAAAGUUUUAUCUUGGUGAUGUGUGCUUUCCUAAUGUGCUUGUUGUGCCCUCUUUCCAGCCCAUGCACAUCUUGGUUAUGUUAAUCUCAAUGGCUGUAUUUAUACAUGACGACUUCUAAGAUUUCUGCGUAAAUUGAACAUGUGGAUGUUAUGGAAAUUCAUCUGCUACAAAGCAAAAAAAUGUGAUGCUUAACUUUCCACAGUAAAACCAAUAUGUAAUUAUGGGAAACUUCCUACACCAAUAAUAAUAAUAAUAAAACAAGAUUAUGACAAUUAAAAGCAAUAUUAUUGUUUUUAUAUCAAGCCCUUAUUACUGAAACGUUACCACUUGACUGUUUGCAAUUAGCAAAAAAUAGGAAUGUUCAGCCCUAUACAGCAAGUUACUGGUUCUACUCUGGGCAUUAUUGGUUUUGGGAAUAUUGGAAAAGCAGUUGCUGAAAAAGCAAAAGGAUUCAAAAUGGAGAUCUUGUACUACAGUCGCACUCGGAAAGAGGAUCAAGAGAAACAGUUAGGUAAAAUUUUUUUUGACCAUCAUCAUUCGAUGUCAUUUCCAUGCUCAGUGGUGCAUAGGGUACAGACAAAAGUUUGUCAUUUAGACCUUCUUUUGGCUUCUGAAUAUUAGCUCUUCUCAACCUAACCUCCAGCCCCUGGCAAAGAGGAGUUUUCCUGGAAACUGUUCGAUUCGAUACAAGUCAUUUCGAUACAAACUCAAGCAUUGCAAUUGCAGUAAAAUUUAGACCACUUCAAGUAUACCGUAUUUUCUCAAAUAAUAGCCAUCCCUUGAUUUGAUUAAUUGCCUCCCUUGAAUAAUCCCCCGCCUUUGAUGAAAAUAUUUAAAAUAAUAAAAUGUGCCAAUCUUGUAGAUUUUGUGGAGACACAAUCCGUUAACGACUUAGUGAUGUGAUCAGAGUUCUGACUGUUGUGCUUCCGUUCAAAAUAAUCCCCCCCCUCUGAUUAAAAUAUUUAAAAAAAUGCCCCCCCCCCGCCCCUCUCACUCUUGUCUCUUCCUUUUAUCCCCUUCGCCCUGUCAAGUUGAAGUGGAAUGAGAUUCAGCAAAAAUGACCAGUGACGAUUCAAACUCAGAAAAUUAAUCAAGGAACUAAAUUUGGAAUGCUUAAAAAGCCCAUGUUCAGUUGAUUUGAUGUGAUUAUUUUCUAUUUUUAUGGGAAAAUAAAAUGAUAUAUUUAGGGCACGACUUCCAGUGAGCAAUAUUUGAAAUAAUCGCCCCCUUUUUGUGCGAAAAAAGAAAUAAUCGCCCUCGGUUACUAUUCGAGAAAAUACGGUAGUUUGCAUGUGAACAAGAAAAACAGUUGGGGUGAAUAUUCUUCCUUUUCUAAGCCAAGUAGAUGAAACUUUUUACGCCUCGACUGAAUAAACUUGUCUCAAAACGACUUGUAUUGAAACAACCAGUAACUGUUUUCUGAACCUUCCUUCCAGCCCCUGACUUGGCUGAAUGUCUUGCUCACAUUAAAAAAACAGGUGGUUCGCCCCCAGCUCAACCCCAAUCCUGAAGGAACUGGGAAGGGGUGUAUGGAGUAAGGCCCUAAAAGACCCCUGAUUGGAUGUUAAAUUCUCCCUUUGGUUUCCAAAUAUACACAAGGAAAAGUGGAAGGAGAAUUUAGUAGUUAGCUGUCUGAAGUCACCCGCAGCCUUUUCCCUGGCAAUCUUUUAUUUAACAAUGAAUGUGGCUCUGAUUAAAACCUUUACUUAGUUCAGAUGAUCUUGCUAUUGACUGAUGAUGAUGUUAAACUAUUCAGCUCGUUUACUUCAACCUUGCUUAUUAAUUUGAAAGGGACAUAAAAGAACCCACAGUUUUGUUAAAAAAGAGCAGGGAAGUAGUAGGUAGACUGUUAUUGGUGCAUAGUAAUUGCCUUUAUGCUGUUUCUGUUACCUAGACAACAUUUGGCAAAGCAAAACAAAAUUAAAUAAGAAGUAUAUGAUUGUAAAACGUUAAAUAAACCACUUCAUACAACUAAAACAAAAUAGGUCCAAAAUAAUAUAGUUAAAAAAUAAUAAUUAUUGUUGUGCCAUUUUUACUUUUGGUAUGCAUUUCAGGUGUUUCAUUCUGUCCAGACUUGAAGGAACUUUUGCAAGAGUCAGACUUUGUCAUUUUAUGUUUGCCAUAUACUGAUCAUACCAAGCAUAUCAUUUCAUCAAAGGAACUAUGUCUUAUGAAACCCACAGCCACACUGAUUAAUGUGGGUCGUGGUGGAACUGUCAAUCAUGAUGACCUGAAAGCCGCAUUACAAAAUGGAGUCAUCAGAGGUGCCGCACUGGAUGUUACAGAGCCAGCUAGUCUUCCGAAAGACCAUCCUCUUUUUACAAUGCAAAAUGUGAUCAUCACCCCACAUAUUGCUUUUUAUACAGAGACUUCAUUGGUAAAAAUGUUAACAUCUGCUUUGGAUAAUUUAAGGGCAGGAAUCAGAGGUGAAGAAUUACCUUAUCCUGUGUAUUAA